AUGGACAGAAGCUCCCACGAAUACCACGACCAUAUCUCCAACAUCAUAAAGGCUCCCAGCGUUAUUCAUGGCGCCCCUCAGUACCCAAACGUCCACAAGGCCUUCAACCACGACCACAGAGUCUACUUCCAGAGUCGGCUGCAGCAAGCCAAGCCCAGGCCCAAGAAGCGGGUCCAGUUGACGGAUCUCGCUGGUCGUGCGAUUGUGGAGUACGAGGUGGACGUUGAUGAGAGUUUUGACUCGGAAGCUGAUGGGUUCGUCCAGCAGAAGCAGAAGAACUUCGAGCUCUGCAAAUGGAAGACUUUCAGGAUGUACUGA
Molecule: messenger RNA, 318 nt
Organism: Linum tenue
Lineage: Eukaryota; Viridiplantae; Streptophyta; Magnoliopsida; Malpighiales; Linaceae
Source: the annotation of a GenBank genome assembly